Gracilinanus agilis (Agile Gracile Mouse Opossum) is the source of this 2172-nucleotide messenger RNA. It is a transcript of the gene FOXP2, whose product is annotated as forkhead box P2. The coding region runs from base 1 to 2172 and encodes 723 amino acids. The transcript has 16 exons. Gene Ontology annotation, biological process: regulation of transcription by RNA polymerase II. Gene Ontology annotation, molecular function: DNA-binding transcription repressor activity, RNA polymerase II-specific; RNA polymerase II cis-regulatory region sequence-specific DNA binding. The record is from RefSeq and is a predicted model, not a curated record. Gene Ontology annotation, cellular component: nucleus. NCBI's taxonomy places the organism in Eukaryota, Metazoa, Chordata, Mammalia, Didelphimorphia, Didelphidae.
AUGAUGCAGGAAUCUGCGACAGAGACAAUAAGCAACAGUUCAAUGAAUCAAAAUGGAAUGAGCACUCUAAGCAGCCAAUUAGAUGCUGGCAGCAGAGAUGGAAGAUCAAGUGGUGACACGAGCACUGAAGUAAGCCCAGUAGAACUGCUGCAUCUGCAACAACAGCAGGCACUACAGGCAGCAAGACAACUUCUCUUGCAGCAGCAAACAAGUGGAUUGAAAUCUCCUAAGGGCAGUGAUAAACAGAGACCACUGCAGGUGCCUGUGUCAGUGGCCAUGAUGACUCCCCAGGUGAUCACCCCUCAGCAAAUGCAGCAGAUUCUUCAGCAGCAAGUACUGUCUCCCCAGCAGCUCCAAGCACUUCUUCAGCAGCAGCAAGCAGUCAUGUUACAGCAGCAACAACUACAAGAGUUUUACAAGAAACAGCAAGAACAGUUACAUCUUCAGCUUUUGCAGCAGCAGCAGCAACAACAGCAGCAGCAGCAGCAGCAGCAGCAACAGCAGCAGCAGCAGCAGCAGCAGCAACAACAGCAGCAGCAGCAGCAACAACAGCAGCAGCAGCAGCAGCAGCAUCCCGGAAAGCAAGCGAAAGAGGUAGGUUCUGCUUAUCUCCUUGGUAGAUCUCCUAGCCAACAGCAGCAACAGCAGCAGUUGGCAGCACAGCAGCUUGUCUUCCAGCAACAGCUCCUCCAGAUGCAACAGCUCCAGCAGCAGCAACAUCUGCUGAAUCUCCAGCGUCAGGGACUCAUUUCCAUCCCACCUGGCCAGUCUGCUCUUCCUGUCCAGUCUCUGCCACAAGCUGGCUUAAGUCCUGCUGAGAUUCAGCAGUUAUGGAAAGAAGUGACUGGAGUUCACAGUAUGGAAGACAAUGGCAUUAAACAUGGAGGGCUAGACCUCACUACUAACAAUUCCUCCUCUACUACCUCCUCCACCACUUCCAAAGCAUCACCACCAAUAACUCAUCAUUCUCUAGUGAAUGGACAGUCUUCAGUUCUAAAUGCAAGACGAGACAGCUCGUCACAUGAGGAGACUGGGGCCUCUCAUACACUCUACGGCCAUGGAGUGUGCAAAUGGCCUGGCUGUGAAAGCAUUUGUGAAGAUUUUGGACAGUUUUUAAAGCACCUUAACAAUGAACAUGCUUUGGAUGACAGAAGUACCGCUCAGUGUCGGGUGCAAAUGCAGGUUGUGCAACAGUUAGAAAUACAGCUUUCUAAAGAACGUGAACGUCUUCAAGCAAUGAUGACCCACUUGCACAUGCGACCCUCAGAGCCCAAACCAUCUCCAAAACCUCUAAAUCUGGUGUCUAGUGUCACCAUGUCGAAGAACAUGUUGGAGACAUCCCCACAGAGCUUACCUCAAACCCCUACCACACCAACGGCCCCAGUCACCCCGAUUACCCAGGGACCCUCAGUAAUCACCCCAGCCAGUGUGCCCAAUGUGGGAGCCAUACGAAGGCGACAUUCAGACAAAUACAACAUUCCCAUGUCAUCAGAAAUUGCCCCCAACUAUGAGUUUUAUAAAAAUGCGGAUGUCAGACCUCCAUUUACUUAUGCAACUCUCAUAAGGCAGGCUAUCAUGGAAUCAUCUGACAGGCAGUUAACACUUAAUGAAAUUUACAGCUGGUUUACGCGGACAUUUGCUUACUUCAGGCGUAAUGCAGCAACUUGGAAGAAUGCAGUACGUCAUAAUCUUAGCCUACACAAGUGUUUUGUUCGAGUAGAAAACGUGAAAGGAGCAGUAUGGACAGUGGAUGAAGUAGAGUACCAGAAGAGAAGGUCACAAAAGAUAACAGGAAGUCCAACAUUAGUGAAAAACAUACCUACCAGUUUAGGCUACGGAGCAGCUCUUAAUGCAAGUUUGCAGGCUGCCCUAGCAGAGAGUAGUUUACCUUUGCUUAGUAACCCAGGACUGAUAAAUAACGCAUCCAGUGGUUUACUGCAGGCAGUCCACGAAGACCUCAAUGGUUCGUUGGAUCACAUUGACAGUAACGGAAACAGUAGUCCAGGCUGCUCUCCUCAGCCUCACAUACAUUCAAUCCAUGUCAAGGAAGAGCCAGUGAUUGCAGAGGAUGAAGACUGCCCAAUGUCCUUAGUGACAACAGCAAAUCACAGUCCAGAAUUAGAAGACGAUAGAGAGAUUGAAGAAGAGCCUUUAUCUGAAGAUCUGGAAUGA